AUGGUUUACAACGUUGCAGAAAUGUGUUGUGGCUAUUCGUUUGAUGGCUAUGCGGGAGUCACCCGACACCAUGGACGACUAUAUGAGAAUGUCCGAAAGAACCGCAAGAGAGAGUUUGUAUACAUUGUCAAGGGUUGUGUUGAAACUUUUGGAGACGUGUAUUUGCGGAAACCUUCGUUGCAUGAUUUGCAAGAAUUCUAUGCGGCGCAUGAAGAACGCCAUGGGUUUCCCGGAAUGAUCGGAAGCAUUGAUUGCACACACUGGAAAAUGGAAAAAUUGUCCGGUAGCAUGGAAAGGGCAAUACGCAAGUGGUCAUCACGGAUCACCUUCGUUGGUUUGCCAAUAUUCGACGAUCUUUUGAAUGAAAAAGCUUCGGAUGCUCCUUUCACAAUGAAUGGAAACGAGUACAAAUAUGGGUAUUACCCUACAGAUGGAAUAUAUCCUCAGUAUUCCACAUUCGUGAAGGCAUUCCGCCACCCGGUUGAAGAACGAGACAAAUUUUUUAAGAGAAGACAAGAAGGAGCACGUAAGGAUGUGAAACGUGCUUUUGGAGUGCUGAAGGCGAAGUGGCAUAUAGUCGAACAUGCAGCAUGA
This is a messenger RNA of Lactuca sativa (garden lettuce), 594 nucleotides long. RefSeq lists its product as uncharacterized. NCBI's taxonomy places the organism in Eukaryota, Viridiplantae, Streptophyta, Magnoliopsida, Asterales, Asteraceae. The record is from RefSeq and is a predicted model, not a curated record.